UUUUUGCGUCAUCGACCUGCGUCAAGAGCACGAUUGGUCUACCGCGCUUAACCCAGUAGCUGCUUUUGUUGUCCCGGCAAUGAUUUGCGCCGGGGCGGCAGCAGCUCCUGCCCUAUGGCGGCUGUGCACCGGUGCCCGGUGGCCCUUGUCAGGUAAAAGGAGACGCGCUGCUGGAAUCCUGUGUUGGGCGGCUUAUGCCAAAAAAAUCAGCAUCAGAUUUUGCAGUUCAAGAAUGACCUUAGACAACAUCAAUCGGGCAGCUGUGGAUCGAAUAAUCCGGGUGGAUCACGCAGGUGAAUACGGAGCGGAUCGCAUCCUCGCAGGGCAGAUGGCCGUCCUGGGCCGGACGAGUGUUGGCCCAGUCAUUCAGAAAAUGUGGGAUCAAGAAAAGGCCCAUUUGAAAAAGUUCAGUGAGUUGAUGGUUGCAUUCAGGGUCCGGCCGACAGCUCUGAUGCCUCUUUGGAAUGUGAUGGGCUUUGCGCUGGGGGCAGGAACCGCCCUGCUUGGGAAGGAAGGUGCGAUGGCCUGCACUGUGGCAGUGGAAGAGACUAUAGCACAUCACUAUAACAACCAGAUCAGGAUGCUGAUGGAGGAGGAUCCUGAAAAGUAUGAGGAACUCCUGCAGCUAAUAAAGACUAUUCGAGAUGAAGAGCUUGAGCACCAUGACACAGGCCUUUACCAUGACGCAGAACUGGCCCCUGCAUACACCGUCUUGAAGAAUGUUAUCCAAGCCGGAUGCCGUGCAGCGAUAUAUUUAUCAGAAAGAUUGUGAAACAUGGCUGUUCUUGUCUGUAAAAGAUGGUCGGUAACGUGUGACAUUUACAGAGAACGUGUUGUACAAAUAUUACUGUGUGCAUUUUGUUAAUAAAUUAUAAGAGCAUUUUUUGCAUUAAUAAAACUCUUCAGUGUUGGGUUUGUUGUUGUCAUGCCGUAAUGCUGACAGUUCACCAGGUGUUUUCAAAUUAAAGCAAACAGAUUGGUUCUUCUUUGA
Molecule: messenger RNA, 991 nt
Organism: Cavia porcellus (domestic guinea pig)
Lineage: Eukaryota; Metazoa; Chordata; Mammalia; Rodentia; Caviidae
Gene: Coq7
Product: coenzyme Q7, hydroxylase
Exons: 6
Coding region: 80-772 (230 amino acids)
Biological process (GO): determination of adult lifespan; regulation of gene expression; regulation of reactive oxygen species metabolic process
Cellular component (GO): nucleus; mitochondrial inner membrane
Molecular function (GO): 3-demethoxyubiquinol 3-hydroxylase activity
Source: RefSeq, a predicted model, not a curated record